Molecule: messenger RNA, 1110 nt
Organism: Aspergillus tanneri
Lineage: Eukaryota; Fungi; Ascomycota; Eurotiomycetes; Eurotiales; Aspergillaceae
Exons: 9
Coding region: 1-1110 (369 amino acids)
Source: RefSeq, a predicted model, not a curated record
AUGGCCGACCUAGGAUUCUACCACGACAAGACAUUCCUGCCAGAGCAAUGGGCAGAAUAUGGCGUGAGCGUGGCGAUUAUCUUCCUGCGCCUGGGUGUGCGCAUCCGAAUGGUUGGGGUGCGAGGGUUUCAGGGCGAUGAUUUCUUUGCAUUCCUCGCUUUGGCCCUCCUAACUAUGGACGCGGUGACAGUCCAUUUCUCGUAUAAACUAGGGACAAAUCUUGAAGUACCACCGGAAAUGGAGAAUCAUCUCACACCGUCACAGUACUCUUCGGUCGUUGCAGGGUCAAAGUACGAGUUUGCUGCUUGGUAUUCAUACACGGGGUUGAUUUGGGUCAUGAAGGGGAAAAUGCUGUUUCUUUAUAAACGAUUGACGAUCGGACUAUGGCAGGCUAAAGUCAUCAAUUGGCUGGCCAUUUUGUGCGCGUUAACCUAUGCGGCGGUGUUUUUGACAGUCACAUUGGGAUGUCAGCCGGUCUCGGAUAACUGGAGGAUCUAUCCUCCUCCGUCAAAACAAUGUGGUCUGAAAAUCCAAAAUGUCAUUGUGACAUGCGUUCUCAACGUCACCACCGACUUUGCACUGCUCUGCAUUCCCAUCCCACUACUAUGGAAAGUCAAAACCUCCAUUCAACGCAAAAUCGUCAUCGCCAUGUUUCUCAGCUCCGGCAUCUUCGUGAUCACCGCCUCAAUCAUCCGAACAACUCUCACCCUCGGAGCCGCACCAUCCAGCAUUACUGUCAACCGAUGGGGUAUUCGCGAGACAGUAGUCGGCGUGGCGACGGUCAAUCUCCCGAUCCUGCGACCCAUGUUCACCAAGAGCUUCUGGUUCCCCGGAUACAAAGGCAGUUCCCGCGGCCACAAUUACUACGGGUACUAUGGUGGAUCCGCGAACUAUAAUAUGACUGCGAGGUCGAAGAAGGGACAACGGAGUGAUAGUAUGACAGCGGGGAUUAAUGAACCAAGUCAUCAGAGUGAAGAUGGCAAGGAGGACCCUGGUGGUGUGUUCGUCAGUACCAGUGUUAAUGUCCGGGUCGAAAGUAGGGAUACUGUUGAUGCACCGCGCAUGAAUCCAAGUAGUGUGUGGGAGAUCGAUAAGAAGUCGAUGGUUUAG